Teleopsis dalmanni is the source of this 1613-nucleotide messenger RNA. It is a transcript of the gene CrebA, whose product is annotated as cyclic AMP response element-binding protein A. The transcript is spliced from 7 exons. The coding region runs from base 1 to 1491 and encodes 496 amino acids. Gene Ontology annotation, molecular function: DNA-binding transcription factor activity, RNA polymerase II-specific; cAMP response element binding. The record is from RefSeq and is a predicted model, not a curated record. Lineage: Eukaryota; Metazoa; Arthropoda; Insecta; Diptera; Diopsidae. Gene Ontology annotation, biological process: regulation of transcription by RNA polymerase II.
AUGAAAACUGAAACCUUAAAAAUAUCAUCUGAACACAAUAUUAGUGACUGGUUUGCGGACAAAGACAUUAAGGAUACCUUCUACGACAAACUUAUUUCAGAUGCUUUACUGAAUGGCAUUCCAAUUAAAGCUGAGCAUUCAUAUAGUUUAAAUAAGGAGGGAAUCUCGUGUUCUGUUGUACCGAAAAUUCUACUUAACAAAUCAGAUGAUAUAGAAAACGAAUGCUAUCCUGCAAUAUCACUUAAGUCUGCGACAUGUCAUUUUCGUCAGAUCGACUUACAAAGUGGCUCCAAAAAUAGUUGUCCAGAAACGGCUGAAAAAUUUUGUUUAGAAUCAAAUCUAAAGUCGUCGAAAUUGCUUAAUGUUCCACAAAAAAAUUUGACGUCAAUGCUUAAUUUUCAAAACAAUUAUAGUACUAAUAAGGAAUCAUAUUCGAACACAGCAGCUGUAAAAAUAGAUUCACUUUCAGUUCAGAAUUCUCAACUUCUACAAUACCAGUCUUCUAAUAUUGCUUUUAAUAAAAAUUCAGCAAAAUUACACUUAAUAUUACGUGAAACAAGUGUGUCUCCAAAUUUAAGUUCUAAUAUAGAAGUUGACGAAAUUUUUAUCAAAGAGGAGCCUUUAUCUCCGUCCUACAGUUAUCCACCAAGUCCCGUUUCAAAUAGUUGCAGUUAUUCAUGUACAAAGGAUACCGUUAGCAGUGUGAAUUGUUGCCAACAAGUGAAUAAAAAAAGUCCUGUGUCAUCUAACUUUCAUAAAGAAUGCGAACUUCACACACCUGUCGCAAAUAACAAUUUAAUAUUAACAAGUGACGUAAAGUUUAAUGGAUCAGAAACUAUCACUCCUAAAAACCUUUGUAAAAAACUGAGCUCGUUCGGAAUGCCCUUAACUCCUCCAUCCUUAUCACCAAGUGAUGAAUCACAGGGCAAUGUUUCGCCGGAACAUAUAUCUGGAUUAAGUGGUUUAACGUCUAAAUUAAUUACUGUAAAUAACAAUAAAACGAAGCAGGUCACAGCUACUCCACAAACAGUGAAACUUCGAGAGAGUUCUUACUCAACUGCAUGUCACACAAACCGCUGUACUUCUUCAAGUCGUAAUUUCAAUGGAAAUAACUCAAGACAACCAAUACACACAACAUUAAUAAGUUCUCAACCUAAGGGAUAUACUGGUGCACUUACAUUAACAGACGAAGAAAAACGAACAUUACUUGCUGAAGGUUAUUCAAUUCCACAAAAACUACCUUUAACUAAGUCUGAAGAAAAGUCAUUGAAGAAAAUAAGAAGGAAAAUAAAGAAUAAGAUAUCAGCACAAGAGAGUCGUCGUAAAAAGAAAGAGUACAUGGACCAAUUGGAACGCAGGGUUGAGCUACUUGCUAAUGAAAAUAAAAACUAUAAAAAACGCGUUGAGUCACUGGAGUUUUCGAAUUCGAAUUUAUUUAGCCAACUUCAAAAACUUCAAGCAUUAGUUAAAAAACAAAAAAUAAAUACAUAAAAAAUAUAUAUUUGAUAUAUUCUACAUUCAAACUGCAUAUCUCAAUUUCAAAACAAACUAGAAUCGAUAAUGCAAAUUCUCUAAGAUGAUGUUUUAGACACACAAAAUGAAUUUUUAUUUAU